GAGGCGCCGGCGCUCAAGACGCUGCACCUUGCCGACAACGGGAUUCGCGAUGCGGGCAUCGUGGCGCUAAUGGCUACGGCGGCCGAGGGCAAGCUGGCGAGUAUCGAGGAGUUGGUCCUCGAGAAGAACCGGUUUGGUGACGCGGGUGCCGACGCGCUUACGGCGUCAAUCUCGAAGGGCAGCUUGCCGAAGCUGAAGUACCUCAAACGCUGA
This is a messenger RNA of Emiliania huxleyi CCMP1516, 213 nucleotides long. RefSeq lists its product as hypothetical. The transcript has a single exon. The annotation marks the transcript as partial. The record is from RefSeq and is a predicted model, not a curated record. Gene Ontology annotation, molecular function: protein binding. NCBI's taxonomy places the organism in Eukaryota, Haptophyta, Isochrysidales, Noelaerhabdaceae.